AUGCCCGACAAGGAAACCAUAUUGCGUUUCCUGAGCGAGAACCCGGACCGAGCCUCCAAGCGCGAUGUCGCCAAGGCCUUCGGCAUCAAGGGCGACACACGGGCCGAGCUGAAGGAUGUGCUCAGGCAACUGGAAGAAGAAGGCCUGAUCGAGCGGGACAAGAAGAUGCUCCGGCGCCCCGGCACACUGCCGGCAGUGGCGGUGCUGGAAAUCACCCUGCGCAACAGCGAUGGCGAUCUGGUUGCACGACCGGCUGAAUGGCUCGAGGAUCACGGCGCGGCUCCGGCUGUGAUCGUUCGGCAGUCGAACGCCGGACGCGAUCGCGGAAAAUCCCGCACGCCUUCCACUGCCGCCAGCAUCGGCGACCGGGUUCUCGCGCGGAUCUUCCCCGCCACGCACGGCAAGGGCACCAGCUACACCGCCCGGAUCAUGAAAAUUCUCGACCGGCGCGACGGCUUGAUCCUCGGCGUGUUCCGGUCGGCGCCUGGCGGCAGUGGCCGGCUGAUGCCGAUCGAGCGGCGCGGCGAGGAGUUUACCAUCGAUCCCGAUUACACCGGGGACGCCAAGGACGGCGAUCUGGUCGAGGCGGAGCCAGCCCGGCUGGGCCGCAUGGGGUUGCCGCGCGCCAAGGUGCACGCGGUGCUCGGAUCGGUCGAGGGCGAGAAGGCGAUCUCGAUGAUCGCCAUUCAUGCGCAUGGCAUCCCGCAUGUCUUCCCGGCCGAGGUGAUCGAGGCAGCAGAAAAUGCGAAGCCGGCACCGUUGCAGGGACGCGAAGACUGGCGCCAUAUCCCGCUGAUCACCAUCGACCCGCAUGACGCCAAGGACCACGACGACGCAGUCUAUGCCGAGGAAGACCCCUCGCCCGACAAUCCCGGCGGCAUGAUCGCCACCGUGGCAAUUGCCGACGUGUCUUGGUAUGUGCGUCCCGGCUCGGUGCUCGACCGCGAAGCGCUGAAGCGUGGCAACUCGGCCUAUUUUCCUGAUCGGGUGGUGCCGAUGCUUCCCGAGCGGAUCUCCAACGAUCUGUGUUCGUUGCGUGAGGGCGAAGACCGCCCGGCGCUGGCGCUCAGAAUGGUGUUUUCCGCCGAAGGCCGCAAGAUCAGCCACAAGUUUCAUCGCAUCAUGAUGAAAAGUGCCGUGAAACUGUCCUAUCAGCAGGCCCAGGCAGCGAUUGACGGCAAUCCGGACGACAAGGCCGGGCCUGUGCUGGACAGUGUCCUGAAGCCGCUGUGGAAGGCCUAUGCCGUGCUCAAGCGCGAACGCGACCGGCGCCAGCCGCUUGAUCUCGAUAUGCCCGAGCGCAAGAUCCUGCUGACGCCGGAGGGCAAGGUCGACACAGUGAUCGUGCCUGAACGGCUCGACGCGCACCGGCUGAUCGAAGAAUUCAUGAUCCAGUCCAACGUGGCUGCUGCGGAAACGCUGGAAAGACGCAAGCAGGCGCUGAUCUACCGGGUUCACGACGAGCCUUCGCUGGCAAAGCAGGAAGUCUUACGCGAAUUUCUGGGCACGCUCGGUCUGUCGCUGGCGCGCGGCUCGGCGAUACGGGCCAAUGCUUUCAACGGCAUUUUGUCCAAGGCGGUCGACCAGCCCUAUCAGGGCAUGGUCAACGAGAUGGUGUUGCGCAGCCAGAGCCAGGCCAUCUACUCGCCUGAAAACCUGGGGCAUUUCGGGCUCAACCUGAUGAAAUACGCCCACUUUACCUCUCCAAUUCGCCGCUAUGCGGAUCUGAUCGUGCACCGGGCGCUGGUGGGUUCACUGGGCCUUGGUGAAGGCGGCAUCACGCCGCCGGAAGAAGCAGCGCUCGACAACAUCGCUGCGGAAAUCUCCGUCACCGAGCGGCGCGCCAUGGCGGCGGAACGCGACACGGUGGACCGACUGGUAGCGCACCAUCUGGCCGGACGUCUGAAUGAGGCGUUCGAGGGCCGUAUUUCAGGCGUGACGAAAUCCGGGCUGUUUGUCAGCCUGCCUCAAUUUGGCGCAGAUGGCUUUAUUCCGGUUUCCACAUUGGGACUGGACUAUUAUCACUAUGACGAGGCGCAUCAGGCCCUGACCGGAGAGAAAACCGGUCUGGGCUAUCGUCUCGGAGAUGGGGUGGAGGUCAAACUCGUCGAAGUGAUCCCGCUGGCAGGCUCAAUGCGAUUUGAGAUGCUCAGCGAGGGACAGAAAAUGCCAAAGGGCACACGGUCGUUUCACAAGAGAAGAGACAUGCUCGAGUUUGGCGGCGAUACAGCUCAUCAAAAAGACGCACCCCGGGACACCUGGCGCGCAGUCAAGCGCGGGAUGCUCUGCCGUUGCCCCAAUUGCGGCGAGGGCAAACUGUUCAGGGCCUUCCUGAAACCGGUGGAUGCCUGUGCAAGCUGCGGCGAGGAGAUGGUUCACCAUCGCGCCGAUGAUUUUCCGGCCUAUCUGGCGAUUUUCAUCGUCGGUCACAUCGUUGUCGCAGGUUUCAUGGCCACCGACACCUGGCUCGUGCUUGAAAGCUGGCAGCACCUGAUGAUCUGGAUCCCGAUCACCAUCAUUCUGACCAUGGCGAUGCUGCCUUCGAUCAAGGGCGGGGUUAUCGGUGUUGCCGCCAACACCGCGCUGCUGACAGAAGAUCAUCAGUCGCGAACCAGUGAAAAGCGGCAUCCGACCCGAUCCCCGCGCGACGCGGCUUCACUCAUUCUGCUGGAUCGAAGCAGCAAGACACCAAGGGCGCUGUUGGGAAAGCGCGGCAAGGCCCAUGCCUUCAUGCCGGAUUUGUAUGUGUUUCCUGGUGGCCGGCGUGAUCCCGGCGACAACCGGGUGGCGCUUGCCCGGCCAUUGCAGGACCAGGUGCUGGACAAGCUCAUGGCGCGAACCCGGGCCCGAUUUCAAGACACGGCGGCCCGCGGCCUCGCUGUCGCCGCGGCGCGUGAAAUGAUGGAAGAGGCGCAUUUGUCGCUCACGCCAUCGGAAUAUGCCGGCAUGCUGCGUCCGGAUGUCUCGCGCUUCCGCUUUCUGGCCCGCGCCAUCACGCCUCCUGGCCAAUCGCGCAGGUUUGACACCCGCUUCUUUGCCUGGCAACCUCACAUGGACAAUCCAUCUCUCCGCACUGCCGUGAUCCGUGAGGAGAUACAUUGGCCUGCGCUGAUCGCCGCCGUUUCAGCCAUCACGGCGGUCGGCAUUGCGAUCGGGCUGGGGCUGCCGCUGCUGUCCAUCAUUCUUGAGAAGCGCGGCGUCUCGUCCUCGAUGAUCGGGCUCAACUCGGCCAUGGCCGGUGUUGCGGCCAUGGUCGCGGCACCGAUUUCCACCAUGCUGGCGCAACGCCUGACCGUGACCACCACCAUGGUGCUGUCGAUCGUUGCGGCGUCAGCGAGUGCGCUGGGGUUCUACUAUGCCGAGGCGUUGUGGAUGUGGUUUCCGCUGCGCAUCAUCUUCCACGGUGCGAUCACCAUCCUGUUCGUGCUGUCGGAAUUCUGGAUCAACACCGCAGCGCCGCCCUCGCGGCGGGGACUGGUGCUGGGAAUCUACGCCACCGUGCUCUCGCUCGGAUUUGCGGCCGGCCCGCUGAUCUUCUCCGUGGUCGGAUCGGAGGGGAUCAUGCCGUUUGCGAUUGGUGCCGGCAUCAUCCUGCUGGCUGCUGUCCCGAUCCUGAUGGCGCGAAAGGAAAAUCCGCUGAUCGAGACGGCGCCGAGUCACGCGUUCAUGCGCUAUGUGUUUCUGGUUCCGACCGCGACCGCUGCGGUGUUCAUUUUCGGCGCUGUCGAAUCAGGCGGAUUGUCGCUGUUUCCGGUCUAUGCAAACCGGACCGGGUUCACCGAAUCGCAAGGCGCAUUGCUGCUGAUGAUGAUGGGGCUUGGCAAUGUGUUGUUCCAGAUCCCCAUCGGUUUGAUCGCAGACCGGAUGAAGGAUCGACGGCCGCUCCUGUCGCUGUUUGCCUUCAUCGGGCUGGUGGGGUCACUCGCCCUGCCCUUCCUGAUCCACAACUGGUUGCUGACAGCCGUGAUCCUGUUGUUCUGGGGUGGCAGCGUCGCCGGUCUCUACACCGUCGGGCUGGCCCAUCUGGGCGACAAGCUGCAUGGUGCAGAUCUCGCUGCAGCCAAUGCUGCCUUCGUGUUCUGCUAUGCGCUCGGCAUGCUGGUCGGCCCGCAGACCAUCGGUGUUUCGAUGGAUAUUGCCGGCGAUCACGGGCAAGACACCAUGGCCAAGGCGACCACAAUCAAGAUCAAGCUCCUGUCGACCGCCGACACCGGCUUUUUCUACGUUACCAAGAAGAACAGCCGUACCUUUACCGAGAAGAUGGUGAAGACCAAGUACGAUCCGAUUGCCAAGAAGCACGUUGAAUUUAAGGAAGCCAAGAUCAAGUAA
This is a messenger RNA of Ectocarpus sp. CCAP 1310/34, 4329 nucleotides long. The record is from the annotation of a GenBank genome assembly. Lineage: Eukaryota; Phaeophyceae; Ectocarpales; Ectocarpaceae.